AUGGUAGACAAACGGAAGAAGUUUGAGGUGACCAGCAAAGAUCAGGUUGGUUUCGGGCGUGGAUUCGAUUAUGGAGGUGAAAGGCUGGUUCGUGGGGAGGAUAUGAACACGCUCGUACAGGCGUUUCUCCCAGUCGGGCUGGAAGGAUUGAGCUUACCAUCUGGUGAAAACGUGAAGGACCGCAACGCCAACUUCUUCGAGGAUCCAAUCCGACACCUAUUUGUGAUCUCCAGCAUCAUCAGACAGCGGCUCCGCUACACGAGGAGCGGCGAGCUCCCGCCAGAGCUGAACGGCGGCGCCGCCGGGGCGGGAGCGAUCUGGCGGAGCGGCCAGGGGAACUGCCAGGCGUUUUCGAUCGUUUUCGCCUCGAUUCUCAAGCACUUCGGGGUCGCAUCGCGAAUGAUGAGCCUGGCAAGUCCGGCAAGGCGCCCGGACGGCACACGGGCGCACCCUCCGCACAUGGUUCUCAUGAUUCUAUUUCCCGAGGAAGGCUUCCCAUCGACGGAAGAUAACCGUCACAGCGACAGGUGCGCAUGGUUGUGGAACCAUGGUCUUGACGAGCUGCUGACAUACGCGCACAAAGUUGGUUAUAGCGGCAAGGAUUAUAUCGGAGAUCGCCCUUUCAGGCGAAAGGGUGGCACGGAGGUGGAGCGGAAGCUGAAAUGGACGCAUGUGAGCAUCCACGCCAAAGCUCAUGUUCGCAUGAAUGCGGCGCCUGGUCAUUAUGCGGGUCUUCUUCAUUCGCCUUUGCAGAUGGUCGGCCAAUAUUAUGGACUUAUUAAAUCUGGUUUUUUAGAUUCAGGCGAUCGAUUCCAUUUCUCCUUGCAGGCAAAGGUGCGGUGGUCCAAUGCGCGCACUCCCACCGAAGACGAAGAGGAGGUGCACGGUAACGACGCAGAAGAUGCCCUGUCUGUAGCUUCCGAGAGCUGCUACAGUGACUCUGUCCUGUCGGAGGAGGAAGAAGGCGAACGCACGGCGAGUUCAUCUGCUUGUGUUUCCGAAAGGGUUCGCAAGGCUUCCGCCACAUCCGACGGCCUUUUCUGCUCGACCAUUCCUGCAGUGUGGCCUGCAGGCUGGCCUCUGCAUUACGUUGUGCAGCAUGGCCGGUUGUGUGGGCCUCGCGCAACCUUUUGCACUGUCUUCGUUUCAUGA
Prorocentrum cordatum is the source of this 1152-nucleotide messenger RNA. The record is from the annotation of a GenBank genome assembly. Lineage: Eukaryota; Dinophyceae; Prorocentrales; Prorocentraceae.